Molecule: messenger RNA, 2211 nt
Organism: Fonsecaea pedrosoi CBS 271.37
Lineage: Eukaryota; Fungi; Ascomycota; Eurotiomycetes; Chaetothyriales; Herpotrichiellaceae
Exons: 3
Coding region: 1-2211 (736 amino acids)
Molecular function (GO): ATP hydrolysis activity; ATP binding
Source: RefSeq, a predicted model, not a curated record
AUGGAUUUCAGACGUGGGGCCCCGAUAGCCAACCCAAGGUUCGCCCCCAGCAACAAGCGAGAACGUGAAUUGUCUGAAGACGACGACGACGACGACGAUGCCCGGAGCGAUGGCGCGACCGAGGUGUCACACGAACACGAUUUCAAACGGCCACGCCAUAGUUUCGGUUCUAAAGACGACUACACUGUGAUCGAUAUCUACCAAGUGUACUGCCAGCAAAAACGAGGGCGUCAAACCGACCACUCUGGCCACGUCAAGAACGCUCUAUAUCUCGACGCUCCAAGGCUCUUCCCGGGCGACGACAAGGCCAGCCAGCUUCGCGGUAAGAAGCGCAUCCAAGACUACAACGAGCUUGUGGCUUCAGCCGGCAUCGUCAUCUACAAGACGUAUUCCUGCGACGCGUACCUUCGGCAAGUCGACGCCCUCUUUGAGCAGGUCACCCUACCGCACCUGCAGGAGCCAUUCCUGCGCGCAAACCAAGCACACUUCUUUCGCUUUCCAUGUGACGGCCCCGAGGCUUUACCACAGUCGAUCAGAUUGGAUUUGCAAUCCACCGACUUCGUCAACGACUUGUCUACUGUCCUCGGGAAUUCCGACAUCCUCAGUAGGUGGCAGGAUGAAGAGAGCUUGAGCUUUCCCUUUCCGUUCUACUUCCAUCACGCCGCCGAGGUUCAGGAGGUAGUGCGUCUGUCCGCAGGGCCAGAACUGCAGAGAUACACGAGCCUGCUUCUGCGCUGUAUCGCGGAGCUGGGAAGUAAAGACCACGCGGAAGCGGAGACACUUUUCUCAUCGGGACUUGUUAGCGAUGCGCAUUUCAGCAAGCUGUUCCGCGUGGGAGAACUCGUCGUCACACGCAAAGACACGAUCCUGCUUGCGUACAGGCUUGAGCAAGUUCAGGAGGCGCAAGAUGGCCUUUCUCUUGACUGCUGGUCCCAUGACUUUAAUGGAGCCUUCAAAGUGCGCCAGACCAAACUCCACGUGCGCCGCCCCUUAGAGAAAGAACCCGUCAGCGUCAAUAGUCUGGAGAUUUUUCCACUCAGGCUCGAUCUGUCUGGUGUAAGAGACCAGCUACUCUCUCGGGGCCGCAAAUUCUGGGACUGUCGCGGCAGGAAAUACAUUCAUUACACCGCGCCUCACAGGCCGUUUGAGUCACGGACAGCACAACACCGAUAUAUGAUUGAUUACAACAUGUAUCGUGUUAUCCAUCAGCCAGAAGAAGGACAGCAAGCCAUCGAGCAUCAAAGACGAGCCGACGCCGGCGAGAUCCCAUCAGAGACUCUCGAGCAGCUCGAAGGAACUGAUCACGACGAGAUGCUGAUGCUGCUGCCGGCAUACGUCCAAGGCUUUGGUUUUCUGGACAAGAAGUGGCGUACCCUGCAAGUGGAUCACAUUAAUGAGCUGAAAUGGAACACCGAAGCCUUCGAUCAAUUGGUUCUCGAUAAACGCAAAAAGGACCUCGUGAAGGCGCUCGUUUCCGUCCACCUGACAUCGAGGAAGGGUGUCGAUAUUAUCGAGGGCAAGGGCAAUGGCUUGAUAAUCCUGCUCCACGGCGGCCCCGGCACCGGCAAGACAUUGACGGCUGAGACCGUGGCAGAACUCGCAAAGAAGCCUCUCUAUCGAGUCACGUGCGGCGACAUGGGCAUUGACCCCGAGGGCGUCGAGAAGUAUCUCGAGUCAGUCUUACAUAUCGGCACCGAAUGGGACUGCGUGGUGCUCCUCGACGAAGCCGACAUCUUCCUCGAGCGGCGGACCACCGAGGACAUCAAGCGCAACGCCCUCGUCUCAGUCUUCCUCCGCGUCCUCGAAUACUACGACGGAAUCCUGAUUCUGACCACAAACCGCAUCGGCUUGUUUGACGAGGCCUUCAAGAGCCGCAUCCAGCUGGCCGUGCACUAUCCUUCCCUGGACCGCGACGGACGCGCUCAGGUGUGGUUGAGUGCGCUUCGCUCCAUCCCGGAAGGACAGGUCGGCCUCGACUUGCAGAAGCUUCAGCUCCACGUACCGAAGCUCUCGGAGCAGCCGCUGAACGGCCGGCAGAUCCGCAGUACAGUCCACUGUGCCAUGCAGCUAGCCAUGUUCCACAAUGAGAGGCUAGAGCUUAGUCACUUUGAGUCUGUCAUAGCCAUCACGAUGGAGUUUGAGAGGUAUGUCACAGAAGUCCGCGGUGAAGAUGACGACGAGGCUGCCCGGACCGAGGGCCUGAGAUGCUGA